Molecule: messenger RNA, 651 nt
Organism: Aspergillus terreus NIH2624
Lineage: Eukaryota; Fungi; Ascomycota; Eurotiomycetes; Eurotiales; Aspergillaceae
Product: GNAT family N-acetyltransferase
Exons: 2
Coding region: 1-651 (216 amino acids)
Molecular function (GO): acyltransferase activity, transferring groups other than amino-acyl groups
Source: RefSeq, a predicted model, not a curated record
AUGGACCCCAGUGACCCCAACAAAGACUUUAUAACAGUCAAGAGCACGCUCCCGACACUCCCAUUCCCCUCGAACAGCGAGCGCGCCAUCCUCACCACAGACCGACUCCUCAUCCGACCACUCGAGCCCACCGACCUGGACGGCCUGCACGCCCUCCGCACCCAGCCAGACGUCAUGCGAUGGACGUCCACCGGCCGCGUCGACCAGAACCUCGACGAAACCCAACAGAAACUGGCCCCCUUCCUCGCGCCCAACGACGCCGCCACCUUCAACUGCGCCAUCUGCGCUCGCCCCUCCGGCGACAUGGUCGGCAUCGGCGGCGUCCAUCUGUACCCCGGCGCGCACGGCUGGCCCGAGCUCGGGUACAUGCUCCGCCGCGAGGUCUGGGGGCGCGGCCUUGCGUCGGAGUUUGUGCGCGCGUGGCUGACGGCGUGGGAGGCGCUGCCGCGGGAAGAGCGUGUUGUGCGCGUGCAUCGGGCGACGGUGCCCGAGGCUGCCGAUGCGGAUGGGGAUGGGGAGGGUGCGGUGCGCGAGCGGCUCGUCGCGGUGGUCGAGGCGAGCAAUGUCGCCAGCCAGAAUGUCCUGCUCAAGGCCGGGUUCUCCCGGCAGGGGGAGUAUACGGAGGGCUACUCCGCCGGAACAGCCACUUGA